GUGUUCUCGGUAACUUGAUCCUGGACCGUUUCCGCCUCCAGUCCUCCGGUUUCUGCAGAACCAGAUCGGAACCAGAGACCCAGCGGCGGGCACCGAGUGGCCUGGACGGUCCGUUCAGUCACCGGCAGCACCGGGACCAACGGCGGGAAACCGUUACCAUGGCGAAGACCUACGACUACCUGUUGAAGCUGCUGCUAAUUGGAGACAGCGGCGUCGGGAAGACCUGUCUGCUCUUCCGGUUCAGCGAGGACGCCUUCAACACCACCUUCAUAGCCACCAUCGGAAUCGACUUUAAAAUCAGAACGAUUGACAUCGAAGGGAAGAAAAUCAAACUUCAGAUCUGGGACACGGCAGGUCAGGAGCGGUUCAGGACGAUCACAACAGCCUAUUACAGAGGAGCCAUGGGCAUCAUGCUGGUGUAUGACAUCACCAUGGAGAAGUCCUUCGACAACAUCAGGAACUGGAUCCGCAACAUAGAGGAGCAUGCGUCUGCAGAUGUGGAGAAGAUGGUUUUGGGGAACAAGUGUGACAUGAAUGAUAAGAGGCAGGUUUCCAGAGAGAGAGGAGAGAAGCUCGCCAUCGACUACGGGAUCAAGUUCCUGGAAACCAGCGCAAAGUCCGGCAUCAACGUGGAGGAGGCCUUCUUAACUCUGGCCACAGACAUCAUGAGCCGCCUGAACAGGAAGAUGAGCGACUGUAACCCGUCUGCUGGAGGUCCGGUGAACAUCUCAGAGUCUCGAUCUAAAAAGAGUCUGUUCAGGUGUUCGCUGCUGUAGGCGGAGCCUCCUGCCGAUGUGGGCGGGGCUUCUGGUCAGACCCCGCCCCUUCCUGCCUCUGCUGACCAUCUACCUGUGGACACAUGAAGAACCUGCUGUGAAUCUGCCUUCUUUCCUUCUCCUGUUCUACCUGGAGGGGGCGGAGUCAAUAUGACUUAAUGAAGGGGAGGAGCCAAUAUAUGACUUAAUGAAGGGGGCGGAGCCUGUCUGUUUGACCCAAAGCCUGAGGAGUCUCUGCUGCCCCAAACAAACAUGGAGGACAGAGCAGCUCACCUGGUUCACCUGAAAGCUUUUCACCUGUCUGACUGUUUACCUGAGGUACUGACAUCAUCAGAACACCUGAAAUCACCUGUCGGAUUGAAACUAAACUUUGUUUCCUCUUUAAUUAAUUCAUCCUCAGAUGUUCCAGAAAACAUUUCAGUUCUAAAGUUUACAGAAUAAAGAUCAGCUGAUCAAUAGAUAAGAUAGUCCUUUAUUUCUCCCCACGCCAGGGGAAAUGCACAUUGUUACAGCAGCUUAUGCAGCAAUAAACACAAUAAUAGUAAUGAAAUAGUAGUAAUAAUAUUUACAAUAUGUACAGGGAUGAGAAAUGAGAAUGAAAUAGUAUAGUAUUGACACACUGUAAACAACACAAUAUAAAUAUUUUAUCAAUAGUUAAUAUUUGGUUAAUUUUCACUUUAGAAUCCAGAAUGAAACCUUCAGAAAAAAUAAACUUAAACUAAUAAAUAAAAUGAAUAAAAUCUUUCAGUUUAAACAUCAGAGGAUGGAAACAGGAAACUGAACUCGUUUGUUAGUCGGAGCGUUCUGAUUGGUCGGCACUUUGUAAUUCGCUAUGCAAAACCACUUCCUGUUGUUUGUGCGCUUUGAUUGGCCGCCUGCUCCUCACAGCUCAUCAGAGGAAACUUUUUUUUUUACUGAAUUGUUUGAGUUUAUUUUUUUACCUUUCAGAAUAAAGGCUCUCACAUUUGCUCUGUUCCUUAAAGCCUUUUUAAAAUAAACAUUUUAUAUUUGUCA
Molecule: messenger RNA, 1790 nt
Organism: Amphiprion ocellaris (clown anemonefish)
Lineage: Eukaryota; Metazoa; Chordata; Actinopteri; Pomacentridae
Product: ras-related protein Rab-8B
Exons: 8
Coding region: 159-776 (205 amino acids)
Biological process (GO): protein localization to plasma membrane; cellular response to insulin stimulus; protein secretion
Cellular component (GO): endosome; plasma membrane; trans-Golgi network transport vesicle
Molecular function (GO): GTPase activity; GTP binding
Source: RefSeq, a predicted model, not a curated record